GCCCCAGGGCGGUGGAAGCAGAGCCCGCCGCGUCCGAGCCCUGCCAGCAACCGUUUCCUCCGGGCACGGCGGCGUGACGUCGGCAGCGCUUCCGCCCGGCUCGCGCCUCUCCCUCGCUCCUUCCUGUUCCCGCGCCUCGCCCAGCAGCAGCAGCACCGAGUGAGGCAGCCGCUCCCCGGACUCGAGACCCGCCAGCCCCGCCGAGACCAUGGCAUCAGGAGUACAAGUGGCUGAUGAAGUAUGCCGUAUCUUCUAUGACAUGAAAGUUCGUAAGUGCUCCACGCCUGGGGAAAUCAAGAAAAGGAAGAAGGCAGUUUUCUUCUGUCUCAGUGAAGACCAAAAGUGCAUUGUUGUGGAAGAAGGCAAAGAAAUCCUAGUGGGAGAUAUUGGCGUAACAGUUUCUGAUCCUUUCAAGCAGUUUGUGCAGAUGCUCCCUGAAAAGGAUUGCCGUUAUGCCUUAUACGAUGCAAGCUUUGAAACAAAGGAAUCAAAAAAAGAAGAGUUGAUGUUUGUCCUGUGGGCACCAGAACAAGCGCCUCUCAAAAGUAAGAUGAUCUAUGCAAGCUCUAAGGAUGCCAUCAAAAAGAAAUUUCAAGGCAUAAAGCAUGAAUGUCAAGCAAAUGGGCCAGAGGACCUUAACCGAGCUUGCAUUGCCGAUAAGCUAGGAGGCUCCCUAAUCGUAGCUUUUGAAGGAUCUCCUGUGUAGAUGCCAUACAGUGCCACAACUCUACAAGCAUUCCAUGUUUUAAUAUAUCCAUUAUGUAAAGCAAACAUUCUAAACCAGGGUUUCACUAAUGGUAGGGAAGCUGUCUGUCUUGUAGAAUAAAGUAGACUUUGCAGAUGUAGUUGAUAUGUACAAAUGAUCCUAAAUAAAAGUCUAAGGAUCUCUCUUGGCUGAGCAGUCCUGAGGAUUACAAACAAGUUUACUAUUGAACUCUGGCUUCAAUACUGCAUAGUGAAGGGGGGAGUUUGGUUCCCCUUCCAGUUGAUCUAAAUUGUAGCAAAUGUCACAAUCUUAAAUUUUCUCUGUAGCAAUCAGACAUGUCACAAAGCUGCUUUCCACCCCUACCCCAGCUAGUGUCUUAGGACAAGAUGAAGACAACUUUAUUAAAUGUCAUAUGCUAAAAGGAA
Molecule: messenger RNA, 1131 nt
Organism: Dermochelys coriacea (leatherback sea turtle)
Lineage: Eukaryota; Metazoa; Chordata; Testudines; Dermochelyidae
Gene: DSTN
Product: destrin, actin depolymerizing factor
Exons: 4
Coding region: 209-706 (165 amino acids)
Biological process (GO): actin filament severing; actin filament fragmentation; cell motility
Cellular component (GO): actin cytoskeleton; cytoplasm; actin cortical patch
Molecular function (GO): actin filament binding
Source: RefSeq, a predicted model, not a curated record